Molecule: messenger RNA, 2009 nt
Organism: Folsomia candida
Lineage: Eukaryota; Metazoa; Arthropoda; Collembola; Entomobryomorpha; Isotomidae
Exons: 3
Coding region: 81-1409 (442 amino acids)
Source: RefSeq, a predicted model, not a curated record
UGGACCAGAUCCACAUAUCACGAAAACAUCAUUUAUAAUUAUCCACGAUGUAGCCAUGGUAACAAUCAAAAUCGUGCGUUAUGACAACAGCAGUUUCUGUCCGGACCGUUGUCGACAUAUUCUUGAAGGACGUUGCUCUGUUAAGUAACAAGGAGAGGUUAGCUGACGCUUUGGGAGUUCCAGCCUGCCUAACUACACAAUGGAACCUUCAUUUAAGCACGAACUUAUUCAAUUAUGAAACGUACUUUACUCAAGUUAUUAAUAAUUGGGCUGAACGGGAGACCGUCAACGCUACUAUUGGAAACCUGAAAGAAAUCCUUGAUAAAAACGACUUUAUAUUUGUGUCAGAUUCACUAAUACUCAAUAAAGAAACAAUCAUCAGGUCGAACGAUGAGGAUGGCGUUACAGACACUAUUACUUCAACCGGUGCGAUCCAAAUUAACAAUGUCCAUGCUGGGAACCUUACAAUUUAUCAUAUCGACCACAAUAACCAAAAUGCUCCAUCAAUUUGGGACUGUAUAUCAUGUACACGAUCAGAAAUACGAACAUUCUCCCGAGAAGAAAAGUCACUCGUGACAUCCACUAGUAAUACUAAAUUAAAUACUAAUAAUAGCAAUACCGGUCAAGUUAUGUCGGGCACCGGGAAUAACAAACACCUUACAGAGUCCAACUGUAAACCCGCAAUUGCCUUUGCCGUUCUAGUCCUGUACCUUGCCUUUUUCAUUUUUCUAUUUUCCAAAACUUACGGAAGGAAGCGACAAUUGGAAGGCACAAUUUUACCAACUAAUCUUCACUGUGAUGCAGUAUUUUCGAUAGAAAAGAUGCAUGUCUCAAUUUCCCCAGAGAAAUCUAAUAAUAAUGACGAUAAAACAUACUAUCCGAAUUGGGCAGACGGAAUAAUCUCAUUUUGCAACUACUCCGACGCCACUCUACACAUCGACUUUGAAGAAAUCAACGCCACCAAUAUUCCUGUGAUUUGUUGCCCAGAUAAUGUGACGUCUAUUGAAAUUACUGGUAAAAUUGUAUGGAGUUUUAUGCAGAAAGUGGUAGCACUCAUGUCUCAGGUAAGGAUGCUCACCUUCAUCGGGGAAACUGUGUGUCAAUCCGAAAUUGAAGAGUCACCUAGCGAAUUACGGAUUAAUUCGAUUGAGAGCCUACAUUUUCGAAAUUUUAGUAGAUGCAGCGAGUUAUUCGAAGAUUUAAUUGAACAUGUUCAUUUGACAAGCGUUAAAGAAAUGACGUUUAAGUGUGUUCGUUUUGAAAGUAACGAAAUGCAAAGUUUACAAAAUUUUAUUAACGUAUCUACUUCUUUGUUCACCAUUAUAUGUUCCAAUAAUAAGCAUUGUGCAAGUUUUAAAGCUAAGAUCCCAAAGAAAGUCAAGCUGAGUAGUAAGUAUUAUAGAUGUUGAUUAAUCCCAGCUGAAAUAAUUUUUAUUUUACGGGGAAACAGAUUGAUGUACCUUAAUUAUUUUUAAAUUAUUGUUAAGUUAAUUUAUUUUUUAUGUCAUAAUAUUUAUAAAUGUAUUUAUGUAUGCAUUCACAUAUCUCAAAUUUUUUUAACUCGCCUAAGCUUAACAAUAGCUCAAAACUUGAUAGAAUUUAGGAAUUUACAUGCACAUUCAAACAAACCAAUGAGUAAAGAAUAUACAAAUGAAUGAACAAGAAUGUACAAAUGAAUGAAUAAGAAUGUACAAAUUUAGUAUGUGCAUACAUAUUUAUGUAUGUACAUAUACGUGUACCUGGUAUAUAAAUAAAUUGUAUACAUGUGUGGUAUAUAAAUAAACCUGCAUGUUAUGCAUAAGUUAUGCACCCAUUGAAGACAAUAAUGUGCUACACACAGAUUAACGAAGACAAUUUUACCUUUGGUAAUUUGUAUACAAUUUUAAUAGCAUUAAAUUCAAACCACACCAAAACCAUUGACCGCUCGAGGUUAUUCAUAAAUACCAACAUGUGGAAAUAAAUGUGUAUGUGCAUAAAUUUUACGUGUAUAAUAUUAUACACAUGUAUAU